AUGUUUAAGAAUAUAGACUUUAAUGUUUGGAGUGGCGCGGUGCGGACGGUGGUGGCGCUGGACAGGGAGGCGGCGCGCGGCUACUGGCUGUCCAUCAUGGUGUCCGACGGGGGAGCGGCGCCCCUCACCGACACCUGCCACGUCUUCGUGGAGGUCGAGGACGUGAACGACCACAUGCCCCAGACGGAGGAGCCCGCCUACCACACCUACGUGGCCGAGAACCUGCCGCCAGACACCUCCGUCAUAGCGCUGCGGGCCUCGGACGGCGACCUGGCGCCCUCCAACAUCUCCUUCGCCAUCACCAAAGGGAACCAACUGGCGCGCUUCAAGAUACACCCGCAGACAGGCGCCCUCACAACCCUGGUGCCCCUGGACAGGGAGGAACAGGCAGAGUACGAGCUGUGGGUGCGGGUGAGCGACGGCCAGCUGUCCUCCGUCACCCCGGUCUUCAUCACCGUGAGCGACGGCAACGACAAUCCGCCCGAGUUCCUGGAGCCGCUCUACCGCGUCACCGUCCCCGCCCGCAGCAAGACCAAGAAAUGGGAGGCGCUCUUCAGGGUAAGUGGCCCCCUGCCUGAAGGCUUACACGCUCUUUAUCUCUCAUCACAAACAGUAUCAAAGUGAAUGUGGGGAAGUAUUUAGAGCCCGCAUUCUUAUACUCUCUCUUCUCUCAUCUCAAACAGUCUCUCACGCCAUUGUGGGAGUUUGAAAGUAAACGUAGGGAAGUAUUUAGGUAAGUGGCCCCCUGCUUAAAGGCUUACACGCUCUUCUCUUAUCAUAAUAGAGUCUCAUCUCCGACUUCAGGAGUUUGAAAGUGAAUGUGGGGGCACCGUUGCCAGAUUAUCGUACUCAGAGCCUCGUGUUUACCGGUUUCUGAGCCAUAGCUAUUGACAAAAAAAAACAAUAUAAUGAACCAUUUUAACGAUGACUAUGUAUGAGGGCAGUUGUUGGGGUAGAGGAGGCAGUUUUGGGGUCGAAAAUCGGCAAACAUAGCAGGCUGAGUACGACAAUCUGGCAACGUUGUACAGUGGGGGAAGUAUUUAGGGCCCGGAAGGCUUUCACUCUCCCCUUUCUCGUUAUAAACAGUCUCAAAAGUGAAUGUGGGGAAGUAUUUAGGGCCCGGAAGGCUUUCACUCUCCCCUUUCUCGUCAUAAACAGUCUCAAAAGUGAAUGUGGGGAAGUAUUUAGGGCCCGGAAGGCUUUCACUCUCUCUUUUCUCGUCAUAAACAGUCUCAAAGUGAAUGUGGGGAAGUAUUUAGGGCCCGGAAGGCUUUCACUCUCUCUUUUCUCGUCAUAAACAGUCUCAAAAGUGAAUGUGGGGAAGUAUUUAGGGCCCGGAAGGCUUUCACUCUCUUUUCUCGUCAUAAACAGUCUCAAAGUGAAUGUGGGGAAGUAUUUAGGGCCCGGAAGGCUUUCACUCUCUUUUCUCGUCAUAAACAGUCUCAAAGUUAAUGUGGGGAAGUAUUUAGGGCCCGGAAGGCUUUCACUCUCCCUUUUCUCGUCAUAAACAGUCUCAAAGUUAAUGUGGGGAAGUAUUUAGGGCCCGGAUUCUCACACGACCUCUUA
Molecule: messenger RNA, 1566 nt
Organism: Eriocheir sinensis (Chinese mitten crab)
Lineage: Eukaryota; Metazoa; Arthropoda; Malacostraca; Decapoda; Varunidae
Product: protocadherin Fat 1-like
Exons: 4
Coding region: 1-624 (207 amino acids)
Biological process (GO): homophilic cell-cell adhesion
Cellular component (GO): plasma membrane
Molecular function (GO): calcium ion binding
Source: RefSeq, a predicted model, not a curated record